AUGCAAAGGAACAACGACGAAUUCAAGAAGAAGCUUGAGGAAGAGCUAAGCUCUCACAUGCGUAUGAAGGAUCAGCUGAAGUCCAGGAUCCGUGCGCUGCAGAGCAUCUACGACGACGCGAACGACAAGCUUGAGCUUUCCCAGUCCUUGUCGCAGCAAUCGCAGGACAGUUGCCACGAGCUGCAAGAAGAGGUGAAUUCCCUCGAGCGCAAUUUGAGGGAAGUGGAGAAGAAGAACGCUGCCAAAAUUUCUCAGCUUGAGGGCGAAGCGAAGGAGAAGGAGGUCAGUCCUUCCCCGAUGCAUGUUGAUAUGACAGUUCUGACGGGAACAUCGUGCAAUGUCAAGAGUCUAGCCGCUGCGGUACUGCUGUGUGCCUUGAAGCAGCUGUAG
This is a messenger RNA of Symbiodinium pilosum, 390 nucleotides long. Lineage: Eukaryota; Dinophyceae; Suessiales; Symbiodiniaceae. The record is from the annotation of a GenBank genome assembly.